AUGCGCCAACACGGCUGCGCCCCCACCAACACCGUCUUGCUGCGAACACCACCACGAGAUCAAGAAGACCGGAGAGAGGAUCUGAGCGAUGGGAGAAGCAGCAUCAAGGCCGAGCGGGAGGGAACCACCUCCACCGCCGUCAUGCGGGAGGCCCGCGCCUCCGGCACCGUCGUGGUAGCCGUCCGGACACGGCAGCGGGGCAUACCAGGCUACCCCAGGCCCAGCCAGGCCCAAAACGGGCCUGCUAAGCCCCGCCAGCCACGCUGCAGCAAGCUGGCGCCGACGCCGCCAGCCACCGCCGAUCAUCGCCGCUCGCCACCGCCUCCUGAAGGCCACGCCGACGCCACGCCUGUCGCCGGUCCGCCCCAACCCAGAUGGAGCCCGAAGGGCCCAAAUCUGGGUCGGGCGGGCGCCCCCAGCCCGCGCUGCCCCGCCGCCAACGGCGCCGCCACCGCCCAGAGCUCGCCCUCGCCGCCGCGCAGGACCGCCGCCGCCUGA
This is a messenger RNA of Aegilops tauschii subsp. strangulata, 498 nucleotides long. Lineage: Eukaryota; Viridiplantae; Streptophyta; Magnoliopsida; Poales; Poaceae. The record is from RefSeq and is a predicted model, not a curated record.